AUGCUUCAUCAUUCGAGUAUAUACGAAAGUGGCGAUCCUGCGAAAAGUCUCUUGGAGCGAUUUCCUUCUACUGGUUUGCUAUUGGUGAUUCCCGGUGGUAAUAUUGGGUUUCAUCAAUGGGAUGUAUCGUUAUUGAAUAUAAUAUCCAAACGGAACUUAGUGGCAUUAUACAUGAAUCUCAUUUUCCUUCAGCCCGCUUUGGGCACUAUGAAGCUCUCUAUAUUCAUCACGUACCUUGAAAUCUUUCAGGGUUUACGCUGGAUGCAAAUCUGCGUUUACAUCGGUGCAACAUUCUCUACCGCUUUUUAUCUAGCGCUCACAAUUGUACAAUUUUACGCCGCAACGCCCGUCGGCGGAGGAAGAUUUGCUAAGAUGAUAUUCAUGCCCCGUUUUGCCCUACUAAAACGCAUCACAUUUGCAGUGACUGGUAUUGCAUUAGCCAUUGAUAUAUACCUUUUUGUCUUACCGCUUAUUGCGGUCAGUAAGCUCCGUAUACCGACGAGAAGGAAGAUUUUUGUGAUGAUAGGAUUUGGUAUAGGAUUAUCCGCUUGCAUUUGUGCUGCACUAAGUUUUGUGUAUCGUUACAUCGAUCACUGGAGUACCGAUACUACAUGGACUUCUCUCCCAGUCAUUGUCUUAACAUCUGUCGAAUUAUUCUGCGGCAUUAUAAUAGCUUGUUUCCCGUCGUUGCUCCUUUUUUUCCGCAGACACUACGAACAUUUUGCCAAUGCGGGCGCGGCUUUAUUGUCCUGGUUGCGUUGUGACCGACACAGGAAGUCAGAUACAACAACCAAGGAAUCUCAGUAUUCAAGUUAUCCUUCCGAACGAACACCAGCCGGUGAAGUAAAUCUUUACCCCGAUCUUGACUUCUUGACAACGCCUGGAGACAUUGAGCGUACCGCCUUGGAAAAGCGAAUGGAGAAUAGAAUUGGACUGGAUGUGAUCGCCGUGUGA
This is a messenger RNA of Botrytis deweyae, 954 nucleotides long. RefSeq lists its product as uncharacterized. The coding region runs from base 1 to 954 and encodes 317 amino acids. The record is from RefSeq and is a predicted model, not a curated record. Lineage: Eukaryota; Fungi; Ascomycota; Leotiomycetes; Helotiales; Sclerotiniaceae. The transcript is spliced from 6 exons.